Hypanus sabinus (Atlantic stingray) is the source of this 7297-nucleotide messenger RNA. RefSeq names its product eukaryotic translation initiation factor 2 alpha kinase 4 (gene eif2ak4). Lineage: Eukaryota; Metazoa; Chordata; Chondrichthyes; Myliobatiformes; Dasyatidae. Gene Ontology annotation, molecular function: eukaryotic translation initiation factor 2alpha kinase activity; ATP binding; protein binding. The transcript has 40 exons. The record is from RefSeq and is a predicted model, not a curated record. Bases 670 to 5730 code for a protein of 1686 amino acids. Gene Ontology annotation, cellular component: cytosol. Gene Ontology annotation, biological process: DNA damage checkpoint signaling; regulation of translational initiation by eIF2 alpha phosphorylation.
GUUAAUGGAUGGAGGUGUUGUUCGGUCUUGUGGGACGUAACUGUUAUAUUGAAUGUGGUGGCCCUGGCAUGGGCGCUACAUAGCCCCCUCCCUGAUGGGAGUGGGACAAACAGUCCAUGAGCAAGGUGAGUGUGAUUCCUUAAGAUAUGUCCAGCACCUUGUCCUCAGUGGCGGGUAUUCUGGUUCCAGUGAGGCGUUGGGCAGUGUUAGCUGGCUGUGGUAGAGCCCUGCUGUCCAUUGCAGAGCGAUUUCUGUACCACACAGUGAAACAUGAGGAAGUCUGCAGACGCUGGAAAUCCAAAGCAACACACACAAAGUGCUGGAGGAACUCAGUAGGCCAGGCAGAGGAGUCCAGUGGACUAGGCCGAGACCCCUCAACAGGACAUGUUCGGAUGCUGUCAACCGUGAGCAUUAACGCGGAUAACAGGGAAUUCUGUUACCCGGCGGGUGCGGGGCCCCAUGCUGCCGGACGGAGGUGGGCCGUUCCCUGCGUGAGCCGGAAGGCCGCGCUGGUUCCGGGGGAGGCGCCUGGCUCAGCGGGGCCACCGUGAUGCCGAGGAGCGAGCGGCUGCCGCUCGGCGAUACGCUGGCCCGGGGCUGUGGGAGACGGGGAGGCCGCCGGACUCCUGGCCCGGGCCGACAGGAGGAGGCGCGGUGGUUGCGGCGGCUAUGAGUCUGGAGGAGUCCGAGAGCUACGCAGACGUUCAGGAAAACGAGGUGCAGGUCUUGAACGCCAUCUAUGGCCGGGACUUCGGAGACCUGCGUGAGCAGGACCCGUGGAAGGUGAAACGCCCCCCUGAAAUCUGUAUUGCGCUGCACCCUCAGGGAGUGGACAGUGUUGAAGAUAGCCAUGUGGCAGUGGACUUGCAUGUUACUUGCCUACCCAACUAUCCGGAUGUACCUCCAAAAAUUGAGCUGAAGAGAACAAAGGGGCUGUCAAAUGAAAAGCUGAACCAGCUGCAGACAGAGCUGGUGAACCAGGCCAAAGAUCUCUGUGGAGAGGUGAUGAUAUUCCUCUUGGCGGGUCAUGUGGAGUCAUUUCUCAGUGAACACAACAUCCCUCCUUCCAAGUCUUUCUAUGAGGAGAUGCUGAAGAACCAACAGGAGCAGCAGGAGCGGCUUGCACUGGAACAACAGCGCAGGAUAGAACAGGAAAAGCAGCACAAAGAGAAAAUGCAACGUGAAAUCCUUGAAGAAAUACAGAGGCGAGAAGAAGAAAAGAAGGAUGCAAAGAAGCUGGAUCAAUUGGCCAAGCAGGAAAGGUUGGAAAGUGCCCAAGAGAUCUUUCCAGUCAACACUUCCAGAAUUCCUGCUUUAAACCAGCAGCCUUCUGCCAAUUUGAACAACACAAUGGAGCGAGUCGAUCACAAAAAAGGAGGGAACAGUCGUCGCCGAACAAGUUCCAACGGCCGCUCCAAGCGAGAACACCAGAUUUCUGUCUGUAGCAAUGAAGACAGUUCUAAACUGUACAAAGUGAUACACUUUAACACAGGAUCAACCGGAGGGUUUACUGUACACUUGGGAAAGGUUGUUGGUGAGAGUGAAAACCUGAGCCGAUCGGUUUACAACGCUUUUGAAGAGUUGACAGGAAGUUUUGUGAUGGUCUAUGAGUGGGUUCUUCAAUGGCAGAAGAAGAUGGGCAAGUUUCUCACCAGUGAGGAGAAGGACAAGAUUGAAAAAUGCAAAAAAAAGAUUCAAGGUGCAGAAACUGAGUUUAGUUCCCUGUUGAAACUGAGCCACGAGAAUCUGGUACGUUACAUGGCGAUGUGCUGUAAGGAGCAGGAGGACUCCAUUGUGGUCAGUCUGCUUGUGGAAUACGUCAGUGGCUCCAGCUUGUCCGAUGUUCUGAGCAAAGGGACCCCCAUUGCAGUCGACCAGCUCCAGCAUUAUGCAUUACAGCUCCUGACAGCCUUGGACUACCUGCACAGUAACUCAGUGGUGCACAAGGUGCUUGAUGCCUCCAGUGUUCUGGUGGACAACAAAGGCAAUGUGAAACUGACAGAUUACAGCAUCUCUAAGAGGCUGGCAGACAUAUGCAAGGAGGAUGUGUUUGAGCAGACAAAAGUGCGAUUCAGUGAGAAUGCUCUGCCUUACAAGAGUGGAAAAAAGGGGGAUGUCUGGAGGCUGGGCCUCCUCUUGUUGGCUCUUAACCAGGGGGCAGCUGUGAAGGAAUACCCAAUAACUGUGCCAAACAACCUGCCUGGUAACUUCCAGGAUUUCCUAAACAAGUGUGUAUGUUUGGAGGAUAAAGCACGCUGGAACACCCAGCAGCUGCUUCAGCAUUCCUUUAUCAAGCCCCCAGUUGUACGUGCUCCUUACUGUGGCAACGAAGAAAUUCCAGGUUUGGCUGGAGGAGUGGACUGUGCAGAAACUAUUGUUCCAAGCAGCCAGCUUCUGAAAGAUUCAGUCUACACAGACAUCCAGAAGCAACACUCACACUAUUACAGUGAGUUUGAGGAGCUGCAACUUCUGGGGAAAGGUGCCUUUGGAGCUGUCAUCAAGGUGAAGAAUAAACUGGACGGCUGUUACUAUGCUGUUAAACGCAUCCUGGUGAAUCCCAACAGUAAGCAGUUCCGCAGGAUAAAGGGUGAGGUGACACUGCUGUCACGUCUAAGUCAUGAAAACAUUGUGAGGUACUACAACGCCUGGAUCGAGAAGCAUGAAAUUCAGCCUCCCCUGGACUCGAGCUCGGAAUGUUCCCAACAAACACCGGAGUCAGGACAGCAGAACAAGUGGAUCGUGUCGGAUGAUGUUGACAAAAAUGCCCCGCCUCCAGUUACAACCAGUUCAGUGGAGUGGAGCACAUCAUGUGAAAGAUCAUCAAGUGCCAAAUGUGGGGACAGGGAGUCAAGUGAUGAGGAUGAUGAUGAAGACGAUGUGUUUUGUGCAUCCUUUUUACAAGCUGACGUUGAUUCAGACAGUGACAUUAUUUUUGAGAAUGGUGAUGAAAACAGCAACAACAUCUCCAUGGACUUUGGAUCCAUUGACUUCUUCUCAUUCUCUUCUGAACUGAGCGGAGAAACUACAAGCAGGAAGGAUCCAGGCAGUGAGAGAGUGGAGAAAGCAGAGACCGUGCUGGUGCCACAGACUGUGCAUUAUUUAUAUAUUCAGAUGGAGUACUGCGAGAAAAGCACUCUACGAGACACAAUCGACCAUGGACUGUAUGGAGACACCAGCCGCCUUUGGAGGCUCUUCCGGGAAAUCCUUGAUGGAUUAGCCUACAUCCAUGAACAGGGAAUGAUUCACAGGGAUCUGAAACCUGUUAAUAUUUUCCUUGAUUUGUAUGAUCACGUGAAAAUAGGAGACUUCGGUUUAGCCACAGAUCACCUUGCUAAUGUGGAACAUGACAAGCUGGAAGCAGAUGAGGGUGGAUCAGUUCACGGGAUUAAAUCUGACUCAGCAGAGAACUUAACUGGAAUGGUCGGCACUGCUCUGUAUGUGAGCCCUGAAGUACAGGGCAAUGCAAAGGCCACUUACAAUCAGAAAGUGGACCUGUUCAGUUUAGGGAUCAUUUUCUUUGAGAUGUCAUAUCGUCCUAUGGCUACUGUUUCUGAGAGGAUUUUUGUCCUCGGCAAGCUUCGAACGCCAGCUAUCGAGUUUCCUGAAGAUUUUGAUGAAAAAUGUUCAAAACAGAAAUUGAUCAUUGGCUGGCUGUUGGAUCACGACCCAUCCAGACGCCCCUCUGCAGUUGAGCUGCUGAAGAGCGAGUACCUCCCGCCCCCCCAGAUGGAAGAGUCAGAGCUUUAUGAAAUCCUGCACCACACCCUGGCAAACACCAGCAGCAAGGCUUACCGAACCAUGGUCACUCAACUCUUCUCCCAAAGUGUUACUCCUGCCAUGGAUUUCACCUAUGAUUCUGAUCUUCGUAAGGGGAGGAACAGAUACUGUCAAGAACAUCCUUCACAGGACGACUUCAAUGUACUCGACAUUGCCUCGGCGAAUGGGAGUGGUUUCUCAGUUCAUUAUAACAUGGUGCAGGAGUUUGUGCAGGAGACAGUAUGCCGAAUAUUCAAAAGACAUGGUGCCACUUGUGUGAACACGCCACUACUUAUGCCAAAGAACAAAAAAUUGUAUGAGACUAGUGGAGGAGCUCUCUUCAUAGACCAUUCUGGAAUGUUAGUCACGCUUCCCCAAGACCUUAGGGUGCCAUUUGCGAGAUUUGUGGCAAGGAACAACAUCACCAGUUUAAAAAGGUACUGUAUUGAACGAGUAUUCAGACCACGAAGGCUGCACCGGUCCCACCCUAAAGAACUUUUAGAAUGUGCAUUUGAUAUUGUCACACCAAUCACAAACAACUUGCUGGCAGAUGCAGAGGUCAUCCAAGUCGUUGCCCAGAUUAUUAAAUUGUUUCACGUACUGCAGAAGAGGAACUAUAGCAUCUAUCUGAACCAUAUCUGCCUGCUGAAGGCAGUGCUGCUGCAUUGUGGGAUACCGGAGGACAAACUCCUUCAGGUGUGCAACAUCCUGUGCGAUGUCAUGACAGGGAAGCUGACCAAAAGAGAGAUAGAAAUCAAGUUCUACAAUCUCUCCUUGUCACAGAAUAAUCUCUUGCACCUGUACAAGUACAUUGAAGUCAAGUUGGACAUAAAAGAUUUGAGCAGUGCAUUGAGCCCACUGAUGAAAGGGAAGUUAGCUGUUUCCCAGCUGGCACAGCAAGGCUUAAAGGACUUGGAAACUGUGACAGAGCUCCUGAAGAAACUUGACAUCGAGCUUCAGGUGGAGAUCAAUCUGGGUCUUGUCUACAAGGUGCACCUAUUCAGUGGAAUCGUCUUCCAGUUUGUUGCAUUUGUAAAGCGGCGACAACAUCUUGUGCCAGAUAUCCUUGCAGCAGGAGGGAGAUAUGACAAUCUGAUCCUGGAGUUUCAACGUCUGCGUCUCACAGGUCCGGUUCCCACUGCUGUAGGAGUCAGUCUGGCCUUGGAUAAAAUCUCCACGCUUUGUAGUGAUUUGGUACCACCCGAUGGUUGCCACUGUAAGGCACUGGUGGUUGCAGUCAGUCGAAUUUUGAUUGACAGAUCUAUCCGCAUCAUCCAGAACCUGUGGACAGUGGGGAUAAAUGCUGAGCUCCUUUGUGAUGUCUCCCAGGAGGAAGUUCAGCACCAUUGCAAACAGACGGGAAUCAGUUAUUUAAUCCUGGUCUCAGAUAAAGAGAAAGACCACGUGAAGGUGAGGUCAUUUGAAAAGGAUAAACAGACGGAAAAGCGAGUUUUGGAAAAAAAAUUAGUUGAUCAUUUCUCCGAGAAGCUGUGGUGCAAAGUGUCUGAUGACAAGAACAGCAGCAGGGAACCUCGAGAGAACUUCUCCUCUCAGGACCUGAUAGGAUCACUCUGCUGUGUUACAGGAUCUUUCGAAUCUAAUGGAGGUUCGAUUACCCCACAUCUUACUUUCAUUCCACCUGACAAAUUAUCUGCCAGCAACAAAGAACAGUACAGAGAGAAGGUUGUAACAAAACUUAAAACCUUUGUCAGUAACCUGCAGCAGAAAGGGAGUGAAAUUGAAGUUUUAAUGGUUGAUGUGUCGAAGGAAACUGUGAAGAGCUUCUUGUCACUGAAGUGUGACAGGGACGAGCAAACAUUUAACACAAGUGUCCAACAGCUGCUCUCUCAGUCAUCGAAACAACGGUAUCUGAAAACCAUUUGUGACCAAAUCCACCACUUCAAGUUAAUCAAGAGAGUGUCCAUGCUGCUUCUGUACAGUUACAAAGAUGACUACUACCAGAUUAUGUUCUAGUGAGAUUCCCGGUUUGAAGUUUGUACAGGAACACUGCACAGAGUAGUGUGCACAGAUUAUUUUGAUGUGUGGGAGUUUCAUGAGUUAAUGACUUGGGAGAGCAGAAAACUGGGAAUAUUUGAAUCAAAUAUGUCAAUCCAGUGUGUUGUGGAUGUACAUAUCUCGUGUCAAUGCAGAGUGUUAAACUGCACCAUCAUCGUCAUUCCACUGUUAAUCUCAGCGUCAUUCCUUCCUCUAGUUACUGUCUCCACCCAAGCUCUGGGCUCCAGUUUUAUGGAGGCUAUAACCAUCCCAUCCCAUACCACAGACAACGCUCCCCUGCAGCCAUUUCUUCAGCUAAAGCUUGAGUCAAAGCUGGCAGGCACAGCUCCGCACUGCAUCAAAGUAGCUGCUAGUUCCUUCACAUUAGGUGCACUGCCCCAUCCGUGGUGUGACCUGAUGCAACAAGUAUAUUCCUCUUCUGAGGCAGACAUUUACUGUCACUGGCAGUCCCUGCGUUUUCUUUGUUAAUGAUUACACCUGACCGUCUAGUUCAGGAGUGAGCUGUGAUGAGACUGCCCCACAGUGUUCAGCAGGGCUCAUGGCGUAGAAAUUCUCUUGUUUCCUGAGACGUGCCCUGUCACUGCCCGCUGUGCUAACCAUGCCUGCAGCCAUACUGCAUUUUCUCUCGUCCCUCCUUCCAAGCAGCCGUUUUGCUCACUGUUUGGUGUUGCGCAGCCAACCGUUUGAUUGGAAUGAGUGCCUUUUAAAUCCACCAGCCUGCCUUAGUGGGUCAUCCUAAUCAAUGUCAGCAGAUUUUCUGUUUAACUAAAUUCGAGCAAUAAGGCAAUGUGAUUGGCCCACCCGCUUCAUGAGGAAUUUGUUUUGCUUUAGGAAUCAUGGUGUUUGGUUUUCAAAGAAGAAUCCUUGAAUCAUGUGUAAUGUGAGCAUUGUAGUACCAGAUUGUGUAUAACUAGUGGCCCCAAUCUGUAGGCAGGCACUGGAGCCACUCUGAUGAGUUGGGGAGUAUUUUAUGGGUUUUAAAGUUGCUACUAAUGUGUUGCUUAUCCAAUCCAUUUUGGAUUGAUAGUGCCCCCCUCAGCUGAGCCACUCUGGUUUUUAAUUGUACAGAAAAGCAGCCUUGCAUCAGGACUGAAGCUAAGUUUGUAGAAUUAUGAAAUAUUGUAGAAUUAGCCAGAAAUUCUGAGGAAAGUAAAACACAGCCUAGCUGCUACAAGGUUUGUUGUUGUGGCUGGUGUUGAACAAUUCAGAAGAAUCAAAGGUGAACGAUACAAACCAAAGCCAGUGUACUUCAUCAUGAUCACUUGACGCUUUUAUCCUGCCUUAAGGGAGCGUUGCUGGUACAGCAAUCAUAGGAGCAAGCAAACAGUUGCCCUGAGGUCCUGAUGCUACUGCUUGGUUUUUAGUGAUUUGUCAAGGUGCCCCAGGGAAUUUCAAAGCAUGAGUUGAUUAUACUUCAAAUCUAGAUCAUUCUAAAUUGUGAAAUUGCACAGUGAACAUAAAGUGACUUUUGCUGUAAAUCUGGAGAAAAAUAAACUUUGCACAUGAGAUUUUUAUCCCUGUCUAU